Messenger RNA from Propithecus coquereli (Coquerel's sifaka), 1772 nucleotides. RefSeq names its product exocyst complex component 3-like 2 (gene EXOC3L2). The record is from RefSeq and is a predicted model, not a curated record. Gene Ontology annotation, molecular function: SNARE binding. NCBI's taxonomy places the organism in Eukaryota, Metazoa, Chordata, Mammalia, Primates, Indriidae. The transcript is spliced from 10 exons. Gene Ontology annotation, cellular component: exocyst. Bases 201 to 1430 code for a protein of 409 amino acids. Gene Ontology annotation, biological process: exocyst localization; exocytosis.
UGGCCGUGGUGCGGGGCCGCCUGGCGCCCGCCUACCCCGCCGGCCUGGGAGCCUUUGGCGUCUACCUGCGCGGCUACCACGGCGCGCUGGCCGAGUGGCUGGGGACCUCCGCCCGCCGCAGGCUGCCGCUGGCCGACCGCUACGCGCUGCUGCACUGGCACAACCAGGUGUACCCCAGAGAGGUCCUAGGGCUGGUGGACAUGGUCGCCCUGGAGAACGGGGAGCUGGGGCCCCUUCUGUCCCCUGGCACCCUGCGGGGUUUGGAGGAUGAAUGUGUCACAGACGUUAAGGCUCAGACCCGGGCAGCCCUUCUUCGGGUGCUGCAGGAGGACGAGGAGCGCUGGGGGAGCACGGAGGAGCAGCCCAGCAGCCUGGCCCAGGACGUGUGCGAGCUGCUGGAAGAGCAUACAGAGCGAGCGCCCCGCAUCAGCCAGGAGUUCGGGGAGCGGAUGGCUCACUGCUGCCUGGGGGGGCUGGCAGAGUUCCUGCAGAGCUUCCAGCAACGCGUGGAGCGAUUCCACGAGAACCCAGGAGUCCGCGAGCUGCCACCUGACACCUAUAUCAGCAGGACCAUCGGCCUGGUCAACUGUGGCCCCCCGCUGAGGGCUCUAGCCGAGCGCCUGGCCAGGGUGGGGCCCCCUGAAAGUGAGCCGGCCCGGGAAGCUUCGGCCAGCGCUCUGGAUCGAGUGACCCGGCUCUGCCAUCGUGUCCUGGCUGACCUGCUGUUCCAGGAACUGCAGCCGCACUUCAAGAAGCUGAUGCGCCGGAAGUGGCUCAGCAGCCCGGAGGCCCUGGAUGGCAUCGUGGGCACGCUGGGCGCUCAGGCCCUGGCACUGCGCCGGAUGCAGGACGAACCUUACCAGGCGCUAGUGGCCGAGCUGCACCGGCGGGCGCUGGUGGAGUACGUGCGGCCCCUGCUCCGCGGGCGCCUGCGCUGCAGCUCGGCGCGGACCCGCAGCCGCGUGGCCGGGAGGCUCCGGGAGGACGCGGCGCAGCUGCAGAGGCUGUUCCGGCGGCUGGAGUCGCAGGCGUCGUGGCUGGACGCCGUGGUGCCCCAUUUGGCCGAAGUCCUGCAGCUGGAAGACACGCCCAGCAUCCAGGUGGAGGUGGGCGUGCUGGUGCGCGACUACCCAGACAUCAGGUGCAAGCACGUGGAGGCCCUCCUUGACAUCCGGGGCCUGCGAAACACGACUGCCCGCCAGGAGAUCCUGGCUGUCGCCCGGGACCUGGAACUCUCUGAGUGGGGAGACCUGUCACCCCCUCGGGACCGUGCCUUCUUCGCAGACAUCCCCAUGCCCCGCGCGUCUUUCUGCCUCAGCCUCCCUCUCUUCCUGGGCUGCCUCCCCGUCUCCCGGCUGGCCAGGCCCAAUCUGGCCUGUCUGCCCCGGCCCAGGCCUCCGUCUCCGGCUCGGCCCCGGGCCCGACGCUGAGGCCCCUCCCAGCCCUUGACCUGGGUGCCCCCAUCUGCUGCUGACAAGCCGUCCUCGAGCGUGGCCUCCUCCUGACGCCUGGCCCGGGACUGCAGACCCCUGGGAUGGGAAGACCCUUAGAGGUCUUCUCACCCAACCCCGAAGUCAGAAGGGAAACAGAGGCCAGAAGGAACGAGGACUUUCCCAAGGCUAGGUAGCCCGUUCCCAGCACCCCCAUUCCCGCCACUGCCCAGUGUGGUAGGUGGCGUUCUGGAAGGCUCUACAGAAAUAUCCCAGCGCCGCCCCCCCCUUUCCCCUCACCUCAAGGUCUGGCCCAAAUCCAAUGUAUUAAGGAAUGUUCGA